Solanum verrucosum is the source of this 992-nucleotide messenger RNA. RefSeq names its product dehydration-responsive element-binding protein 1A-like. The record is from RefSeq and is a predicted model, not a curated record. Gene Ontology annotation, molecular function: DNA binding; DNA-binding transcription factor activity. Lineage: Eukaryota; Viridiplantae; Streptophyta; Magnoliopsida; Solanales; Solanaceae. Gene Ontology annotation, biological process: regulation of DNA-templated transcription. Bases 46 to 699 code for a protein of 217 amino acids. The transcript has a single exon.
CACUCAAAAACAAACAUCACAAAUAUCACUGAUUAAAGAAAAAAAAUGGAUAUCUUUCGAAGCUAUUAUUCGGACCCACAAAUAGAUUCUUCUUCAUCAUUUUCUGAUACUACUACUUAUAACUCUCCUAAUAGUGCCAAUCAUUCUGAUGAGGAAGUUAUUUUAGCUUCAAAUAAUCCAAAGAAGCCAGCUGGAAGGAAGAAGUUUCGAGAAACUCGACAUCCAGUAUACAGGGGAGUCAGGAUGAGGAAUUCAGGAAAAUGGGUUUGUGAAGUCAGAGAACCAAAUAAGAAAACAAGGAUUUGGCUUGGUACUUUUCCAACUGCUGAAAUGGCGGCAAGAGCUCAUGACGUGGCGGCUAUAGCAUUAAGAGGCCGUUCUGCUUGUUUGAAUUUUGCUGACUCUGCUUGGAGGUUGCCUACCCCGGCUUCCUCCGACACUAAGGAUAUUCAAAAGGCGGCCGCUGAGGCCGCCGAAUCCUUCCGACCAUUAAAGUCGGAAGAAGAAUUAGUAGUUAUUACUGGAGAUCAAUCUAGUACUCCGGAUGAUAUGUUUUUUAUGGAUGAGGAAGCGUUGUUCUGCAUGCCGGGUUUACUUACGAAUAUGGCGGAAGGAUUAAUGGUACCUCCACCUCAAUGUACUGAAAUGGGAGAUCAUGUGGAAGCUGAUGAUAUGCCUUUAUGGAGCUAUUCUAUCUAAUAUAUAUAAGUAAGUAUAAUGAGACUAAUGCUAAGAGUGAAGUAUUGUAAUUUGUAAUGAUGUAGAUAUUACUAGUAUUGCUAUACUAUUAUUUAAUAGUGUGUUGUACGUAGUAGCAUAAGAAAAUGGUUCAGGUUAAAUGAGAAUCAUUGGCCUAGACCGUGGGUAUAUAAGACUAUUGUGUGUUUUAUGACAGUUGGUCUUAAGUUUUUUCUGGUUUAGGCAAGUGAGUGAAAAAGUAGAUUUGUGGAGUAUUUUUCAAGCAGAUUGUAAUAGAGUGAAAUAAAUGCGCU